This is a messenger RNA of Strongylocentrotus purpuratus (purple sea urchin), 2436 nucleotides long. RefSeq names its product equilibrative nucleoside transporter 1. The record is from RefSeq and is a predicted model, not a curated record. Gene Ontology annotation, molecular function: nucleoside transmembrane transporter activity. Gene Ontology annotation, biological process: nucleoside transmembrane transport. The coding region runs from base 125 to 1594 and encodes 489 amino acids. Lineage: Eukaryota; Metazoa; Echinodermata; Echinoidea; Camarodonta; Strongylocentrotidae. The transcript is spliced from 13 exons. Gene Ontology annotation, cellular component: plasma membrane.
UCAUCACAAAUUUUGUCAGCUGAUCACAUAUCGAGUAAACAACAUCUCUAACAAAAUAACAUGAAACGCGGAGAAGCUUCAGUGCUGGCAUUAUUAUUGGAGUAAAAUAUUCUUAGCUUGGAUCAUGGAAGAUAGCACAAUGUCAGAGAGGACUGCCUUGUUAGAAGAUGUAGAUCAUUUCAGUGAUGCUGCUGACACCAAUGGCUAUGUAAACCAUGAUGAUGUAGAGAUUAAAUCUGGAAGAGCUUCUAGUGAUGUAGGACCAGCUGAAAAUCCACCUACAGACAGGUAUCGCUUUGUUUAUGUGGUCUUCUACAUCUUUGGUAUGUGCUCAGUUCUUCCAUGGAAUAUGUUCAUCACUGCUCAGAAUUACUUUGAUUACAAGUUUUCUAACCAUGAUGAGAGCAACACAUCAACACCUAAUGCAACACUCUUUGGUAUGACAGAGACCCCCAUCUUUACGUCGGCACCUCAAUCUAAGACAGAACUACAAGACAUGUAUGAAUCCUACUUCUCUAUAGCAGCUCAAGUACCCAAUGUUGUUAUACAGCUCGUUAAUACUGGCAUUAAACACAAAAUAACUCUCAAAGUGCGAAUGAUUACAUCGCUUACUGGCAUGCUGGUCAUAUUCAUUUUCACUACAGUACUCACCAGGGUUGAUACUAAUGGCUGGGAGCAGGAGUUUUUCUGGGUUACCCUAGCCAGUGUUGUCGUCAUCAAUUGUUUUAGUGCGGUAUUCCAGGGCAGUGUGUUUGGACUAGGAGGGUUACUGCCCAAGAAAUAUACCCAAGCUCUGAUGGCUGGACAAGGAUUGGGUGGAAUAGUUCCAGCAUUGGUCUCGAUCAUCUGUCUUGCAACUCUGAAUGACAACUCGCUAGUUGGAUUUGUGUAUUUCCUCAUAUCCGUCAUAUGCAUCUUCAUAACGUAUGGGGCUUAUCUAGUGUUACCCAGAAAUAAGUAUGCUGAGUACUAUCUCAAUAAGCAAGCUUCUCCAAGAACCGGGAUGAUAGAUGUCUCUGCAUCGUUUAGUAGUAGUUUUGAAGAGAAAAAGACAACCAAACCACCAUUUUGGAAAAUAUUAAGCCAGAUAUGGGUUCCAGGAUCAAUGGUAUUUUUAACAUUUGCUGUGACGCUGGGUAACUUCCCUGGUGUUAUAUCACAGAUAGAAUCUAUGCAACAAACAGAGUGGACAGAAAAAUACUUCACGCCACUCUUCUGCUUUCUGCUAUUCAAUGGAAUGGAUUUUUUUGGUAGAUCUAUGUCAUUUAUACAGCAGCCCAGCCAAAACCACAUGGGUAUAGUGAGUCUGCUGGUCGUUCUACGAUUAGGUUUCUUCCCUCUCUUUGCGCUGUGUAACGUCAGUCCCGACUCAAGGAAUUCUGAGGUUAUCUUUAUGCAUGAUGCAUACCCUAUCGUCUUCAUGUUCUUCUUUGCUGUGUCCAAUGGUUAUCUCGGAUCACUCUGUAUGAUGUAUGGCCCAAAGUAUGUGCAGCCAGAGCACCAGGAGACAGCAGGCAACAUGAUGGCAUUCUUCCUGGUAUUAGGAUUGGCUACAGGAUCAGCUAUUUCAGUCUUGGUCUUAUAUGUACUUUGAUAGGUCAUGAUGAUGAUGAGUCUCAAAGCAAGUUACAGUACAAGAUACAGGGUGGUAUAAAGGCUGCAUCAUGUGAUUAGAUAAAAAGAGAACAUUAUAUAAAUGAUGCUCUCAAGUUGAAGCUCUAUGCAUCUAUCUUACAAAGCCGCUAGGUUGAGUAUGAUAGGUGCAUGAAUAGCCUCAACAAAAAGCUGAUAGAUCCUGUAACGAACGAAUGAAAACGUGCAUCAUUAUAUGUUUUGUACAAUAAAACUCCUAGAUCGUUGUUAUUUAUGCAGAGGUGACUUUACCUCUGCAGUGCUGCGCAUGUACAUGUACAGUAUAAGUGCAUUAACCUCUUCAUUCCCUGCUGCACAUUGCAUACCGGGUACUUAAAAAUUGUUGGAUAGUACUGGAAACUAUUGCAUGCUUUUUCAUCAAAAAAUGUGUGAUAGAUAAACGAAUCACACAUGACCAUGUUUGACCAACCAUUUGACUAGGAUCUAGGAGUGAGUUGUAUGAUACUGAAUGAAUGUAGGUACAGGUAUAUAUAUGGAGCUAUCCCAUAAAGGUCUUACAGUUGAAUGCUACAUCCUGCCAUUAUAUGCCGUUGAUUUAUCCUGCUUAAGGGAACCUUUGUGAAAUAUUGCAUUACCAAUAUAUUUUAGAUAUUGUUUGAUCUGUGGUGCUAAGUGAUGAUUUGGACUACAAAAUCAAGGAAGAGAAGAGGCAAACCAAAGCUAUUUUGUCUUGUGCUCAUCGGAGUAAACCUGAAGAAUGUACCAUAGCUUAAAAACAGACCAUUUAAAUCCGCAAUAUGUUGUGUGGUGUACCUGUGUCUCGAUGACGAGAUGAUUUGUACU